Molecule: messenger RNA, 4169 nt
Organism: Phoenix dactylifera (date palm)
Lineage: Eukaryota; Viridiplantae; Streptophyta; Magnoliopsida; Arecales; Arecaceae
Source: RefSeq, a predicted model, not a curated record
AAGGAAAGGAAGCCCUCGCCUCGAUAUCUUUCAUAUAAUUUCGUUGCAGCAGCCAUUUUCCUCUUUUCUCCGCGCUUCCUCGCCCCUCACCGGCCCCAAUCUUGUCUCCUCCUCUUCUUCCUUCUCUCGCCUCUCCCCGUCUCCCGUAUUUUUCGCUCGCCUUCCGUCGCACGGAAGAAGGGGGAGGAGGCUUCCCUUUGUCUCUUUCUCUCACGCCAUUCCCUGCUGCUUCCGCUGCGUCGCCGUGCGCCAUCCAAGGUGAAGAAGAAAGAGGGGGGGGGGGGGAAUAAUUUAGGUUUAGUUAAAAUAAUUGAUUGGGAAAUGUCCGGUGCAAUAGUUGAGGACUAUGAGACGGCUGGCAGGUCUUCAUCAACAGAGGAGAUGUUAAGCGAGCAGCGUUGCCAGUCUGGGGAUUCUCUUGCAGAAUGGCGGUCUUGUGAGCAGGUCGAGAAUGGAACACCUUCGACUUCACCUCCUUACUGGGAUACUGAUGACGAGGAUGACUGUGGUGAACUUCUAUUUCAGGACCAAAGCCUUCUGAGUUGUAUGGAAGAUUUACAUGGAAGAUAGAAAAUUUUUCAACAAUCAACAAAAGAGAAUUGCGGAGUAAUGCAUUUGAAGUUGGUGGUUACAAAUGGUACAUUUUAAUUUACCCACAGGGAUGUGAUGUCUGCAAUCAUCUAUCAUUGUUUCUUUGUGUUGCUAAUCAUGACAAACUUCUGCCAGGAUGGUCUCAUUUUGCACAAUUCACGAUAGCUGUAGUGAAUAAGGAUCCAAAGAAAUCUAAAUACUCAGAUACAUUGCAUCGAUUCUGGAAGAAAGAGCAUGAUUGGGGAUGGAAAAAAUUUAUGGAGUUGUCGAAAGUAUAUGAUGGCUUUAUUGUUGCUGACACUCUUGUUAUCAAAGCUCAAGUUCAAGUUAUUAGGGAGAAAGCACACCGCCCAUUUCGUUGCCUAGAUCGUCAAUACCGAAGAGAACUGGUUCGAGUAUAUUUGUCAAAUGUAGAACAAAUCUGUCGACGAUUUGUUGAAGAGAGGAGAGGCAAGCUCAGCAAGUUGAUGGAAGAUAAAGUGAGGUGGUCAAGUUUUCGUGCUUUCUGGUUAGGAAUUGACCCACAUGCGAGGCGACGCAUGUCAAGAGACAAAACAGAUGCCAUAUUGAAAAUAGUUGUUAAGCAUUUUUUCAUAGAGAAAGAAGUCACAUCUACCUUAGUUAUGGAUUCUCUCUACAGUGGGCUGAAGUAUCUAGAGUGCCAGAGCAAGAGCAAGAAAGGGAGAGCAAAGCUGAUAGAUAUGGAGGAAUUACCAGCUCCAAUGGUCCUCAUCGAUAAAGAUAUGUUUGUGCUGGCUGAUGAUGUGUUACUAUUGCUAGAAAGAGCAGUUUCAGAGCCCUUACCUAAUCAGCCUUUGCCUCCUAAAGAUGAAAAGUGUGCACAGAACCGUGCAAAGGAUGGAAAUUCUGGAGAAGAAUAUAACAAAGAUUCCAUUGAGCGUGAUGAACGGCGCCUUACAGAGCUGGGCCGCAGAACUGUGGAAAUUUUUGUUCUAGCACAUAUCUUCAGCAGUAGAAUUGAAGUUGCCUAUCAGGAGGCUGUUGCUUUGAAAAGGCAGGAGGAGCUCAUUCGUGAGGAGGAAGCAGCUGGCCAAGCUGAAAACGAGCUUAGGGCAAAACGUGGUGCUGUUGAGAAGGAAAAGCGUGCAAAGAAAAAACAGGGUAAACAGAAGCGGAAUAAUCGCAAAGGUAAAGAUAGAGGAAGGGAUGAGAAGUCCGAUGCAAUAGUGCAGGAAAAACUCCAGCAGCAAAACCCAUCUGAUGAAAGAGGUCUGGAUGACUUCCCUUCUAAGAAGACAGAAUCGGUGAUUGAAAAGAUCGACACACUGGAAGAUGCAUCUGAUGUAUCAAAUGGAGACGAAGUUGCCGAGAUCCUUCAGCCUGAUUUAGAUGACAGAGCUAACAGCACUAUCAAUUGGGACACAGAUGCUUCAGAAAUCCGGCCUCCCAUGGAAGCUACUAGUAGUGAGGUACAAAAUGGGCAAACGGAUAAGAGAAACCCUUCUGUAAUGGAUGACAGCUCCUCAACGUGUUCAACUGACUCAGUCCCUUCAAUUGUCAUGAAUGGACCAUACAAGGCAAGCACUUUGCCAAUCAAAAGCCAAGCCUCACCCAGCAGAGCCAAAAAUCUGCGGGGUAAAGAAAUACAUGAGCGAACAGGUUUUACUCAUGGUGGGAAUAAUCCACCAUCUAAUACCACUGUUGAUGCUGGUCGUUCAUGUGAUGUCUCUAGCAGUAGAUCUUCCCAACCUGAAUCAGAGGCUGUGGUACUUUCUUCGAAGAAUCGGGAUGAGGAAGCUGUAUAUCUACAAAAGAAAUUAAACGUCAAAGAUCAAGUUGAUGUUGAGAGGCCUUCUAAAACAAGGAUAGCAGAAUCAUCCUCUUCUUCAUCCAGUCCUGGGAAAAAGCCACCCUACAUUCUACAGCAGCCAAAGCAAUCCUCUGAAACAACUGCCAGGACAUCUGCCACUGCUUCCACCACAACCAUGGUUGAGCCAGUUUCUUGUAAAGAGCCGCCAUCAAGUAGCACACCCCAGAAUGAUAAACCAGUUCCUCCAACAUCAAGGUCACCGCAAAUUUCCUCCACGUCCAAAUCUGAAGCUUCAAGACACAUUAUUCGCUUGAAGAACACCAGUAGUACGAACCAAGUAACUGCAUUGUCAAGGCCUUCCAGUGCUCCUCUUAUCCCAGCACCAAGACCAACUGCCCCCAUGGCUUCCACAGUUCAAACAGUGCCUUUACUUUCACGCUCUGUAAGUGCGGCGGGUCGGUUGGGUACUGAUCCAUCUCCAUCUGUCCCAAGUUACAUUCCUCAAUCAUACCGAAAUGCCAUAAUGGGUAAAACCACCAUGGGUGCAAGCCUGACAGGUUUUGCUCAUCACUUGACUUCCACUGGCCAAGGUGCUGGGUUCUCUCAGCCCUAUUCAGCUGUGGUAUCAUCUUCAUCUGUGCUUCCUCCGCAGAACGGUGGUAGGAAAGACCGAAGCUCAGUUAGACCUGAAUUUACUUUUGGAUCAGUGAAGCCAGAAGCACUCCAUGGCCAGCCCCCAUGGAAAGAUGACUCCUUACGUCAGGAAGCUAGCAGCAGCGAUGCACAGUCCAGCUCAAAUCCUGUGAGUGACGUUGAAAGGUUUGACAUUCAUGGGGAAAUGCGAGCAAAACAUUUUUCAGCUGAGAUUCCUUCCAGAACUUCCUCAUAUCACGCACAAGCAAUGGUUGCAUAUGAAUUCCCCCAUCUUGAUAUCAUCAAUGACUUGCUUGAUGAGGAACAAAGCAAUGGAAAGGCAGCAAAUGGUCUCCACCAACAUCACCACCACUCUUUCAGCCGCCAAUACUCUUUCCCUGUCAAUCCUUCUGCAACUGACAUUGGCUCGUUAAAUGGCUCUUGUCGGUUUGACCAAAGUGAGCAGUAUUAUGACGAGGGAUUCCAGAGAGUCUAUGGCUCCUCUAAUAGCUCUCUUCAUGGGCUGAGGGAGGGACAUUUUUCACAAGUUGACCUUUCAGUCUAUGCGAAUGGCCAUGUUGAUGGAGUGAUGCAGAACCAGUGGCCAUAUGGCCACACUGAUCUGUCAAUGCUGAAUUUGGGAACUGGAGAUGCCAAUGGGUACUCAUACCAGCUCCCGGAAUAUUCUGAUCUGGCAAGUGGGGUAAACGGGUACAACAUGUACCGCCCUGCCAAUGGGCAUUGAGGGCACAUAUAAGGAUUCAUCAUUUCAAUCGUAAUAAUGUUUGUAAUUGAGGUAAUUUGCUGAGCUUUGGAGUGAGGUGUAAUCCUUACCUUUGAUAAGAGGACAUUUUGUAAAGAAUGAUUCCGCAUUUCUUCACUUGUGCCUACUGCUGUGGGCUGUUUUAAGGUGUUUCUGAAGUUUUCCUUGCCUUCUAGAAAGCUAAGUAUUGAUAUUUUCUAUUUCGGAGGUAGGAUAGCUGAUUGUAUUUUGUUAGAAGCCGUGAAAUUGCCCAAGUAUGGAGCUAAUCGAUGUAACUGUGGUGAUAAGGGUGUGCUUCCCAGAGGUCGUUACCAAUACAGGUGAAAUUUUUCUUCUUUUUGUCGGCAUCUGGGUUCUUAUCUUUGGCUACUCUUAAUUUACUUUCAUGAAUAAAAUUUUCUUCAUGGGUUC